AUGGUAGAUUUUACCACCCCACAAAAAAACAGUGAUGCAUUUUCGCAGCUCGUCAAGAGCCUAAAUGCAUCCUUUGGAGUGGAAAUCCCCGAUCCGGGCAUUGAUUGGUCUCCCCGCGCGUGGCAAAAAGCGGAACGCAAAAGCCUCCCAUGGCUCAGCCUUAAGGCUCUCCGUAAACUAUUCGUCCGCGACGCGGAAAGAGUUAAUAGCGUCAUAAACGACUUCGAGGACUGGAUUGCCGGGCGAUCAUCAGCUUUCCCAACCGCCUUUCAACCCGGGCCAUCCAAUGGAACCCGGGGACGCAAGCGGAGCGAGGAGCCGCAGGUCCUCGGAGAUGCGGAGAAGGAAGCGAGAAGAAAUUAUUUGAUGGAGUUAAUACGCGAUCAAAACUACCUGCUGGAUGGCGGGGGUGUCAGUUUCAAGGCAAACCGGGGCACAAGAGACAGGGAAAUCGGCAUUGAGGCGGAGAAGCAGAGAGCUGAGUCGCCCAAGAGACGGAGAAUUUCGUCUGAUAACGACGAUGAUGAUUUUCAUACCGCGCCCACAUCGCCGACUAAGGUCGAUGCGGAGGUGGCUAUGCCGCCGCCGCCGGGUGUUGACCUUAGGCGGUUGGACGCUGCGCUGGCCCAGGCUCAGACUCUGCUCCCGCUGGGUCAGAAUGGUGGUCAUCAUUCCAAUUGCAGGGAUGACUAUAGAUAUGAGCAUCGUGAUCCCAGCAAGGGAAUGACCUUCUUUGAGAAGCUGCAGCUCGGACAGAAACAGCCCCGAUCAUUUGACAGCACAGGAAACGAUACAGUCAUGACGAGUUUCUCCACUGUUGCUGGGAAUUCUGUCUUUUCGUCACGUAUUGGAAGGUCUUUUGAUACUGAACUCACCGAUCCGGCCGAUGGGAUAGCUACUCAGUCGACGACAUAUGCUGACUCUGUGGUGGAGAGCUUUCUUCUCGAGCAUAGCCAUGACGAUAUCAACCCCACACUGGGUGCGCGUGACAUGAUUGUUGACAAACUCCGACGACUAGGACCUUUCUCGGUGAAACAGAAUCUCCCAGAGACCAUUCCACUGCGAUAUCGAUACGAGCUGGAGCGUGUUGGACGCGCAUGGGGCGUUCCGCUCAGGCACAUGUUCAACCUGGAGAAGGUUCCGUUCAAAAGCCUUGCUGAACUGUACUCAUUUUUUGAGCAGCAUAGAUACCGGCAAGGAAAACCCAUCCCCGAGAGACCGUCGGCCCGAGCUUGGGAAGCGGCUGUCGGGGACUUCAAAACCGAGAGGCACUCGGAAGUGAUCGCGAUAACGGGUGAAAUGAAUUGGGUCGGGAUCGAGGAGGGGAUAUUCGAUUUGAAACUCAACCCUCUUAAAGCGGAGAGAACAUGCCGGUUCCACCGCCGGUUCGGGUCAGAUAGAUUCAUGUCUUUGACUAUCCCUGCACCAUCUCGUCCGCCGCGCGAUAUCGGAUCGCCCUCUCAACCUUCACUUCUCCGCGAAAGUAUGGGCGAAUGGCUCACACGCACAGAGCACCGAUGUCUUGGCCGAGUCUGGCGAGCAUACCUUAUUGAAGAAGUCAAGAGUAAGAGUAAGAAGAAGUCUGAACCUAGAUUUCGCGUUGAGUUUUUCGCUGUCGACGGUGUCGAUUUCUUUCGACAUUCGGCUUUUACUUCCUCUAUCAAAUUUGCGCCACCUCAACAAUCCAGCGAUGAACAUACCCCAAUGUCGGUGGAUGACCUUUUGGAAUGGCAUAUGCCGCAAGAGCACAACGCAGACCAGAAAAAUCUCAAGCUCUUCCAGCGGCUUUCUCUUGGGCUUUCGAAGACAUUUGUUUCGGUUUCUUUGAAACCGACCCAGGUGCUUCAUAUGAAAGAUGAUCCUAAAUGGGAUCAAGUGAUGAACGAUGGCUGUGCACUCAUGUCCAGACCACUGGCAGUUCGAAUCUGCAAGGUACUUGGCAUAUCGGGGUAUACGCCAAGUGCCUUCCAGGGUCGAAUUGCCGGCGCAAAGGGCCUCUGGAUGGUAGAUCAGCAGCACCCGAAAUCGCAACACCCCAGUUUCUCCGAGAAUGGUAUGGAUGGUAUUUGGAUUGAGAUCUCGGACUCCCAAUUGAAAAUUCACCCGCACCCACAAUAUUGGGAAGGCCUAUUUGACGAAGAGAAGUUGACUUUCGAAGUCGUUAAUUGGUCCAAGUCUUUGCACCCCGUUGCUUUGAAUCUCCAGCUGCUGUCAAUUCUGGAGCACGGCGGGCAGGUGAAAGAGUAUGUUGCCGAACUGACGCGAAAGGGACUUGAGGGUAUGGCCAAUGAACUUGAAGAGGUCUUACAGUCCGAUAGCAGUAUUCUCUGUCGCGGGUUCGUACAGAAGAUGAAGCCGACCGGUGAUGGAGCGAAAAGCUUCCGGCAACUGGACAGCUGGAUUUUCGAUGAUGCGGAGCAUAUCAUUCGUCUUUCAGAGGCUGGAUUUUGUCCCCAAAGCUUUUUUCCGCUUCGAAAAGCUAUUCAUAAGCUCUUCAAGCAUUGCUUGGAGGCGCAGGUCGAGCGUCUGCAUAUCGAGGUGCCGCUUUCGACCUAUGCAUACUGUAUUGCGGACCCACUGGACGUCCUUGAGCCCGGCGAGGUGCAUUUCGCCUUCUCGACUAAUUGGCGAGACCCAGAGGGGACGUUUCAACGGACCCAUCUGAUGGAUAUGGAUGUUUUGGUCGGCCGUUUACCCGCCCACGUUCCAUCUGAUAUUCAACGGUGCAAAGCCGUGUAUAAGCACGAGCUGAGCCAUUUCCAGGAUGUAAUUGUUUUCUCGCGCAAGGGCAAGAUACCCCUUGCCCAUAUGCUAUCUGGCGGUGAUUACGACGGAGAUACUCCCUGGAUUUGCUGGGACCCAAAUCUCGUCGACAAUUUCCAGAACUCGAACUUACCAGCAGACUUGGACCUCGCCGCCGAACAUUUUGGCUUGACAAAGCAUAAUAAAUCCAUGUCACAGAUGAAUUCUACCGAGGAUUUCCUUCAGAGCGCCUUCGAGUUCAAUCUACAUACGUCGCUUCUAGGUCGAUGUACCAUCGAGCAUGAGAAAAUCGCCUACGAUGAAUCCAUCGAUAGUUCGCGGGCGAAAGAACUUGCCUGCCUUCUGAGCCACCUUGUCGAUGGACGAAAGGGCGGCGUACUCUUAUCAGAAGAUGCCUGGAAGAACUACCGUAAAAAAGUCAGCCCCCGACCACGCCUGUGGCCCGCAUACCGCGAGAAAGAGGGGGACCGCAAGCCAAAGCGAAGCAACAUUGUGGACUACCUCAAAUUCUACGUUGCCGAACGACUAAGCAAGCAGAUUUUGACGGACAUGGAAGCCAAAUUCCCCAUGGAACAAGGAUUCCGACAGAUCGACCCGGACCUCAUCCGCCCAUGGCGUGAGACUCAACUGCGCGCAGGAAGUCAGCUCGACAGCGAACUACAACAAAUCCUUCGAGAGAUCCCGGCCGGAAUCGAGGAAAAGAGGAAUACUUGGAUGACACUGAAAGCCGAGAACGAAAAAUAUUCGUUCCGCGCCCAACAGGCCGUGGAUUUGGUUAGCAGUCUCCAGCCGUCUGCCACGUCCAAUCACCCGCUUGUGCAUACAUGGCAAAACAGUCCCCGGGAGUGGCAGCGUAUUCUCGCGUCUUGCUGUUACGAGAGAUUCGGGCACCAUCUUUUCACGUGGUUUGCGUUCGGGGAUGUGUUGUGUGAUCUGAAGACGGAGACUUCGCCCUCGCGUCGCAUGAGUAACGUCAUGUACUCGUGCUACAAACUGAACCAGAAAAUGGUUACUAGUCUGACGGCCAGUGAGCUACCAGCUAGCAACGUGGGGAGCGAUAGCUUCGGCUUCGGCCUCGGCGACGGCGACGGCGACGAAUAUGAAGGAGAAGAUGCUAUUGAGGCCUUACUGUUGGUUGGCAAGGAUGAUGUGGGGUACCUUGAUGGACUGGAGGAUGGAUCGACCAUCCAAUGA
This is a messenger RNA of Penicillium verhagenii, 3957 nucleotides long. RefSeq names its product RNA dependent RNA polymerase. Gene Ontology annotation, molecular function: RNA-directed RNA polymerase activity. Gene Ontology annotation, cellular component: nuclear RNA-directed RNA polymerase complex. The record is from RefSeq and is a predicted model, not a curated record. The transcript has a single exon. Gene Ontology annotation, biological process: siRNA processing. Lineage: Eukaryota; Fungi; Ascomycota; Eurotiomycetes; Eurotiales; Aspergillaceae. Bases 1 to 3957 code for a protein of 1318 amino acids.